Molecule: messenger RNA, 2687 nt
Organism: Pogoniulus pusillus (Red-fronted tinkerbird)
Lineage: Eukaryota; Metazoa; Chordata; Aves; Piciformes; Lybiidae
Gene: ADRA1A
Product: adrenoceptor alpha 1A
Exons: 3
Coding region: 1015-2409 (464 amino acids)
Biological process (GO): positive regulation of vasoconstriction; phospholipase C-activating G protein-coupled receptor signaling pathway; positive regulation of heart rate by epinephrine-norepinephrine
Cellular component (GO): plasma membrane
Molecular function (GO): alpha1-adrenergic receptor activity
Source: RefSeq, a predicted model, not a curated record
UGGAGCUCAGCACUGCAACUGGGGAGGGAUCCCUUGGGGGCUGCUGGGCUCAAGCUCCUCGCAUGCACUGGGAUCCAGGGAAUUAGCGCAGCUGGGAGUCAGCAAAAUGCUAGUGGGGAAAUAAAGGGAGGGGGAAAAAAGGCUUUUCAGGCACAAGUCCCAUCCCUGCAUAAAGAGGAGCCUGCCGUGCUGUGCUGUGGAUCUCCUUUCCAGAUGCUCAGAGGAGCUGUGCUGCCUUCUAGAGAUUGAAGAGGGGGUGUGAUGAACUCUACAGAGCCCAACGCUGAGCAUCGUUGACACAGCAAACCUCACCCUCCCUUUGCAAGCGAGCAAGAAGCUGACUUAAAGCAUCUCUGAUUCACAGGCUUGAAGCUGAAGUGACAAUUGCUGCACAGCGUGGAGAAGCUCCAGUGGGCACUUCAGACCCUGAAGAUGGGCAGUGAGAAGUAUCUGAAGCCACGCUGGUGAGCAGGCACAGCAGCAGCAGCAGCCUCCCCCUUGCCGGGUUCCUACGGCAGUCGUGAGGCAGCAUCGGGACUAAGGCAAGGUAGUGAAAAGCAUCAGCGAAGUCCUCUUGGGAGAAACUGAAACCUGAGAGCCUGUGAGAAUUUAUGGCACGGAAAUAUUGAAUCUUCCCUGAAAGACAGGCCACAUUUUAGCAUUUACUUCCAGUGUUUCUCAGCAUUCUCCCUGGAAAGCAGGAGAAGCAGCUUCUGUUUUCUGUAGCCUCACUUCUGCACCGCCAGGGAAAUGCAAAAGGGGUUUAGCUUGACUUGGGGAUGGUGGCUACUAAUUGUGCUAUGACAGGAAAAUGGAGAGGGGUUGAUUUUGGUAAUAUGCUUCUGGAUCCUUCUCCUUGUUCCUGAUGCUUCCUGCCCAUGACUCUCCUUGCCCCAGCCAAGCCAGGCAAACAUAGCCCUGUGGCACCUUCCGACAACUGACCCCAUCGCUUCCCCUGCCUGAGCUGGGAGUGAAGCACAGCAGCCCCCCCAUGAAUGCUAUCAGCCACCCACCAUGGCUUUUCUCCCUGCAAACUCCUCUGACUGCUCCAACUGCAGCCACCCUGUGGGGCCCCUGAACAUUUCCAAGGCCAUCUCCCUAGGAGUUAUCCUGGGGGGGCUAAUCAUUUUUGGGGUGUUGGGUAAUAUUCUGGUCAUCCUCUCUGUGGCCUGCCACAGACACCUCCAGAGUGUUACCCACUAUUAUAUCAUUAACCUGGCUGUGGCUGACCUCCUCUUGACUUCCACUGUCCUGCCCUUCUCAGCUACUAUGGAGAUUUUAGGCUAUUGGGCCUUUGGGAGGAUCUUUUGCAACAUCUGGGCAGCUGUGGAUGUCCUUUGCUGCACUGCUUCCAUUAUGAGCCUCUGCAUCAUCUCGAUAGACAGAUACAUCGGGGUCAGCUACCCCCUGAGGUACCCAAGCAUAGUGACAGAGAAGAGAGGGCUCCUGGCCCUGCUGUGUGUCUGGGCUCUGUCUCUGGUGAUCUCCAUUGGGCCACUGUUUGGCUGGAAGGAGCCAGCACCAGAAGAUGAGACCAUCUGCCAAAUCACCGAGGAGCCUGGCUACGUCUUGUUCUCUGCUCUGGGCUCCUUCUACCUCCCCCUGACUAUUAUCUUGGUGAUGUAUUGCCGAGUCUAUGUGGUGGCCAAAAGGGAAAACAAAGGCUUGACUUGUGGGCUGAAGACAGAGAGGUCUCACUCUGAAGAAGUCACCCUCCGCAUCCAUCGGAGAAACGCCGCCGGAGCAAGCGGAGCAGCAGCCAACCCCAGGAGCAAGCAUCACUUUUCAGUGAGGCUGCUCAAGUUCUCCAGGGAAAAGAAAGCUGCCAAGACCCUGGGAAUAGUCGUGGGAUGCUUCAUUCUCUGCUGGCUUCCUUUCUUUGUAGUAAUGCCUCUGGGCUCACUCUUUCCUGCCAUCAAACCCCCGGCCACGCUUUUUAAAAUAACAUUUUGGCUUGGCUACUUAAACAGCUGCAUCAACCCCAUCAUCUAUCCCUGCUCCAGCAAGGAGUUCAAGAAAGCAUUCCAGAACGUCCUCGGAGCGCCCUGCCUCCCAAGGAAGCAAACGGCAACGAAGCCAUCCCCAAGUUUCAACCUCAACCACCCUGCUGGCCAGAGCCCGGAGGGCGGCGGAGCUGUGGUUCGCAUCCCUGCCGGCUCGGGAGAAGCCUUCUAUAAGCUUUCCAAGUCGGAUGGGCUGUGCGAGUGGAAGAUGCUCGCUGCCGCGCAAGGUGCGCCCGCCAAGCGCGGAGUCUCCGCGGACUGCAGCGCUGCCAAGGCCAAAAGCAAAGGCUUCCUGCAGGAGUGCUGCUGCGCAGCCGCUUCGGGCAGCCUCGCCCACGGAAAGGGGCAAGUGCCGACCGCUAAAAUGCACAGCAUCUCCCUCGGAGAACGCGGGGAGGGCGUCUGAGGGACCGGCUGUGCCCAGCGGCGUGGGCUGGCACGACCCCGCUCUGGUGAAGGUUGGAAGGGACCUCUGGAGAUCAUCUGGUUCAAGCUCCUCGCUACGGCAGGGGCGGGGCAGAGCAGGAUGCUCAGGAUCACAGCCAGGCACGAUGGGAAUUUCUCUGGAGAGGAUUCCGCAGCUUCCCUCAGCAGACUGGUCCAGUGAGCCCCAGGGGAUCCUGUCCAGUGAGCCUCAGGGGAUCCUGUCCAGUGAGCCCCAGGGGGAUCCUGUCCAGUGAGCCU